AUGGACCUCCUGGAUUUCAGCGGAACACGACAGUUCCAAGAAAGAGAAUUUGACAGGAUGGUUGACUAUCGCACAGAGAGACGAGAGUAUUUACGUGGACGCAACAACGUGACUUCGUGCAGGAGCCCAACCAGAGACCUUGACACAAGCCGGGUCAAAAAGCAGCUGAAAGAGAAGAGACAGCGAGAGUUUCUGAGGAGGAGAUCAGUGAGCCCAGAGCCACGAACCGCGGGGUGCAUUAUCUGUUCCACAGAUAUAGAUUCUUUUUCUGAGUCGUAUCUGAACAGACUUUACAGAUCAAGGAGGAAAUGUGAGAAGCUGGCUACAAAAACACAAAGGUUCUCCUCUGCUGAUGGACAUCCAGAAAUGAUUCUAACACCAGAAAGCAGAAGAAGCGAUUAUCCAAGCACCAGCAAAUGGGCUUCACUUUGGACAGAAUCAACAACAGUAACAAAACAGGAGAAGGUUCAGGCAAGGAAACAGACAUCUACCUCCUCAACAGAAUCCAACCAAAACCAGAUAAAAAUUCCAAACAGAAGAACCAAAACAGAUAAUAGGACUGCAGCGAUUCACCCCAAGUCCUCCGUACAAACGGAGAAAAAGACUCUUCAAGAGAUCAGCGUGCAAACAGAGUCUGGCUUUGUCACAGUGAGAGAAUCAGAUGUUCAGAGAUUAUCGGACUACUUGCAGGAAGCCCUGUGGAGAGAGGAGACCGUGAAGAAGAAGCUGGCCGUCCUGACAGAGAUCUCCACAAACCUCGUGAACUCCUCAGAUGUGUUAUGGACGUCUCGCUUCAGUGAAGACCUUCUGCGAAACAAGAUCAAGGUUCUGGAGGCACAGCUGCAAGUCUGCCUGCAGAAGUUUCCUAAAGAUGGAGUAAAGAAAGUGAUGCUACAGAUGGAGAAGCAGAGGGGAAUGUAUGAGGAGAAGGCCUUGGUUGCUCUACAGAAGGCUACACAGGAGAAAGCUGAUGCUCUCUGUCAGGCUGAGACCCUGCAGGAAGCUCUUAUAACAGCCCAAGCAGAGGCACUGAGGUGGCAGAGCCUCUACAGAGAGCUGGUGCUAAGCUCUGGACAGCUCAGGGAGAAUCAGCACCACAACAACGACCAGCUGCAGCAGCUGCAGAAUGAAGUCAAGCUAUCCAGAGCCAGAGAGGUCGGGCUCAGGGAGGAGGUGGUAUCGCUCAGACAAGAAAAGCAGGAGCUUCAGUACAACAUCUGUCUGCUGGAGGAGGAUAACCAGACGUUAAGAGAGGAAAUCCAAAACCUUCAAGAUGGUGGCGAUGAGAGCCAGAACACCUUUAUUCAGGAGCGCCUUACGUCAUAUGACGUCGAACCACAGCUGACCGUCAGGAGGGACUCUCAGGUGGAGGAGCAGCUCCGACUCACUCAGGAGAAGCUUCAUCUUAAAGAGAAAGAGUGUCAGGAGCUGCAGGCGGAGCUGCACACUAUGGAGCAGGAGUGUCAGUCCAGCCAGGCCCGACUGUCACAGUGCAGAGACGAGCUCCGGCAGCUCAGCCACCGCCCCAGGAGACCAACGCCGUGCAGCUCUUGGUGGAGGGUUUGUCUUUUCUUCCUCCUGCUCCUCGCCGUGGCAGGGGUCGCCAUGUUGUGGUCAUGGCAUCCACCUUUCAGGGAGCAAGUAGAAGUCUUCUGGGCCGACAUAGAGACACGAAUAGAGGACUAUCUCAUGGAAAUGGCUUCUCCCCAACACUCGGGCUGUUUUAGACCAAUAUGAUACUAUAGCUUAUUAAAGUUAACUUUACUGUUGUAGAUUUUGUUUAGUUUUAAAAGUUAGUUAGUAUGAAUGUUUGUAGUUCAUGUGGUAGUUUUCAUGAAACUCAAAGUUUGUGUCAAGUGUUGAAAAUUGACCUGUGAGUGCAGGACAUAAAAAAUUCAGCAAUGUUUAAAACAUUUUUAAGCUGUUUGCUCACAAACUGUGAGUCUAAACUUGAAAUUAGUGCAAAAACAGGGAACAUCUUUUGUACUGUAAAGGGACUGUGUUCCCAGACGCCUCAAUUGAAUAAAUAAAUACAUGUAUUUAAAUAGUUUGUCUUUAAACAGAUGAAGAAGCACUCUGCUGGUUCCUAGCAUUUUUUUCAACCUCAACAACACAUCUGGAUCUUUAAAACCA
This is a messenger RNA of Cyprinodon variegatus (sheepshead minnow), 2133 nucleotides long. It is a transcript of the gene traf3ip3, whose product is annotated as TRAF3 interacting protein 3. The record is from RefSeq and is a predicted model, not a curated record. The transcript is spliced from 13 exons. Bases 1 to 1737 code for a protein of 578 amino acids. NCBI's taxonomy places the organism in Eukaryota, Metazoa, Chordata, Actinopteri, Cyprinodontiformes, Cyprinodontidae.